CCGCACUUGCUGCAUGGGACAAGACAGGAAGAUCCACUGCGACCAGGGUAGUUCUCCGGGACGUGGAGCUCAGAGCGUCAGGGACCUAUAAGUGUGAGGUUAUAACAAACGAGCCUUAUUUCUACGUUUUCUCGAAGUCAUCGAGCAUGACAGUCACUGAGCCAACAAUUAGCAUGGAAUUUACGGAUAACAUAACAGCCGAAGCUGGUUCGACGGCUGUUCUCAGCUGCCGAGUCCUUAAUCUUGGAGAACGCACGGUGUUAUGGAUCCGCAACGAGGACCGAUACCUGACGGCCGCCCUCUUCACCAUAACGGAUGACGGUCGCUUCACCCCCUCCGUUGAGGACGCGAACGUGUGGCAGCUGAGGAUCCGGGACGUACAACCGGAGGAUUCCGGGGCCUACGCCUGCCAGGUGUCCACACGGCCGCCUACGGUCAAGACGGUGUGGCUGAUCGUCGCAGGUCCUCCAACAGCCGAAGCCCCUGCCUCGCCAACGCCCACGAUAUGUCUUCCACCAUUUCAGUUAAUCAGUGAUCAUGUCUGUAUUUUGGUUGAGACGAUGGCAAAGAGAAGCUGGUUUGACGCCCAACAAUAUUGCAGGUCGCAGGGUGGCGACCUGGCCAAGGAGGAUGACAGCGCCUACAUCAGAAUAUACCUGGAGCAAAAUUUCGGCAUCAGCGGCGAUACAUGGACGCGAUGGCCGUUCUGGCUCGGCGGCAAGGAGGGCGGGGCCGAGGGCGUGGACGGGUGGCGGUGGACGGACGGAAGCCGCGUCGCCGCCGCCGUUUGGGCCACCAGCGAACCCAAGCAGUAUCCCAGGAAAGGGGCACCUCGGGGCACAUGUUUGGUACUGGAUGGCUUCCAGGCCUACAGUGCUUCUGCUCUCCCUUGUCAUUUGAGGAGACGCUUCAUCUGCCGCGUCAUGUAGACGCAUUAAGCAUACAUCGUCCUCAUACCUUAAACAGACGUUUGACACAUAAUCAAUUUGGGUUAAGCUGUUUUUGCAGUGCCUAUGUAUUUUAAGUCUAAUGUCUCCAUAAUUUCUUUUGUUUUGUAGGCAGGGGCGUCAUGGGAUGCUGGGGGGAGCGGUUACCCCCUAAAACGCUGUUUGUCUCAUCAAGGUCUGACUUUUUUCUUCCUUUUUCCCCUAAAUCAACCUGUAUAGCUGUAAUUAUAGCUUAUAAUUGUCCCUAGAAUAGUUAAGUUUAAAAAAAAAUUAUCGCGGGCUCGCAGUGAAGCUAAUUAUGCUCGUUUUGUUUACCAACCAUGACCCCCCCCCCUCCCGCCCCUGAAAAAGCUGAAAUACCUGCCUGCCGGUUGGAACUUAGUUAAGAUAGGAUGAUGGACAGCAUUUUGUUUAAUAUGGUUUUCGUCACCUGUCCAGCUUCUACAUCCUUAUUUUAGCUGACUCUUUGACAGUUGGGCGCUGAGAGCAGGAGAUGAUAUAACCAGAUUUUCAAUGUUAGUGUGAUGCAUCUGGAGUGUCUUCCAUCAUAUUACUUGCCAUGGUGCGCUACUCCUAAAGUCUAAGCACUUUAUCUGCAAUUUUUCGCAUUCGGCGAUUGCAGUUGAUCGCCGAAUGUUAUAUGCCAAAUACUCUUUAUUUAAUUUUGUUACUCUUCAUUUGACCAUUUAAGGGGUAUUUAAAAGAUAUUUUAUAAUGAAACGCAAGUGAAAAUGGUGCAGGGUUAUACAGAAAGCCAUAACGUUAAUAUUAGGCUCAAAUGAGUCAAUAAAACGUAAUACAUCAUAGGCAGUAUUGAUAAAUGGAUGAUAAAAAUCGACUGUAUUAAUCUCAUAAGGGACUGUAUUUGAUUACCUUUAAUACGAAAAAAUAUAAAGAAUUAUAGAUAUACUACAUGUGUUUUUGAAAUACAUCGAAAUGCAGAAAGGCGAAUAAACACUCGAAGUACAGAGUCGCAGCCGGAGGACUAAAUUCGAAUUUGUAUACAUUUUGAUCCUUUGAAUAAAGCUGCACAAAUACUAAAAUAUUACAAUAAGAUGAUAACAAGAAUAAGAUUUAUAGUUAUAGAAAAUAAUAAUAAUGAUAAUGGAGAUAAUGAAAAUAAGAAUUAUUACUAUUAUUAUGUUAUUAUUAUUAUUGUUAUCAUUAAGAGCAUUACUAUAGUAUUUGACAUAACAAGUAUUAUGCGAUUAGUCUAUUUUUUCUAGAACCAGUUUGCAUUUCCACACCCAUCAAGAGUCAAGCGAUUUCUAUCGGCAUCCACUAACGAAAUAUAGCAGGAACAGUCGGGAUGAUUAAUGAGUAAGCAAAAUAUGAAUGUACCGUUUUUAUUAUGAUUAAUACCAUUACUGUCAUUGUCAUUGUCACUGUUAUUGCCAGUAUCCUUUAUUAAAAUCAGUAUUAUCA
Molecule: messenger RNA, 2372 nt
Organism: Penaeus indicus
Lineage: Eukaryota; Metazoa; Arthropoda; Malacostraca; Decapoda; Penaeidae
Exons: 7
Coding region: 147-929 (260 amino acids)
Biological process (GO): synapse organization
Cellular component (GO): neuron projection membrane
Source: RefSeq, a predicted model, not a curated record